Molecule: messenger RNA, 3714 nt
Organism: Zalophus californianus (California sea lion)
Lineage: Eukaryota; Metazoa; Chordata; Mammalia; Carnivora; Otariidae
Gene: MAT1A
Product: methionine adenosyltransferase 1A
Exons: 10
Coding region: 486-1676 (396 amino acids)
Biological process (GO): S-adenosylmethionine biosynthetic process
Cellular component (GO): cytosol
Molecular function (GO): ATP binding; methionine adenosyltransferase activity
Source: RefSeq, a predicted model, not a curated record
GGAAAGAUUUCCUGGCUGCCUGUUUGUAUCCCUGAGUCACCACAGACCCCCGCCCUCCAACGUGGGAUGUUAACCUUGGAGCAAUAUGGAGAUUAGCUGCAGAGCUGAAGCAGAGUCCCAAAGGAGCUUCAGUUCUGCAGAAUCUACACAGCCUACUUUACCAUACAUUGGCCAGAUGCUAGCGCUUGGGACGUCCGAGCUGACAACUGGAAUCCCUCAAGGAGUCACUCAGGAGCAAGCUGUGACCAGUCGGAGGGAGUGACACAUCUGCGCUCAGUUCCUCCUCACCAUCCUCACCUCCUUCUCACGUGCUUGCGGGCUGUUCGGCAGAAGUGAGCCCCGUGGCUCUGCCAAAGACAAGCCUGUUGCGUUUACAGAAGGGGAAAAAAAAAAACCAACAAAACCAAAAACCCAAACAAACCUCGGGCAAAGUCACGGCAUUGAAAUCGUUACCCUGAAGAAACUGCGCGGAGAAGUGUGCAAAGAUGAAUGGCCCGGUGGAUGGCUUGUGUGACCAUUCUCUAAGUGAAGAAGGAGCGUUCAUGUUCACAUCAGAGUCGGUCGGAGAGGGACACCCGGACAAGAUCUGUGACCAGAUCAGUGAUGCCGUGCUGGAUGCCCAUCUGAAGCAGGACCCCAAUGCCAAGGUGGCCUGUGAGACGGUGUGUAAGACGGGCAUGGUGCUGCUCUGCGGCGAGAUCACCUCCACGGCCACGGUGGACUACCAGCGGGUGGUGAGAAGCGCCAUCAGGCACAUUGGCUAUGACGACUCUGCCAAGGGCUUUGACUUCAAGACCUGCAACGUGCUGGUGGCUCUGGAGCAGCAGUCCCCGGAUAUCGCCCAGGGCGUACAUCUGGACAGGAGUGAGGAGGACGUCGGGGCUGGAGACCAGGGUUUGAUGUUCGGCUAUGCCACCGAUGAGACGGAAGAGUGCAUGCCCCUCACUGUUAUCCUCGCUCACAAACUCAACGCCCGGAUGGCAGACCUCAGACGCUCCGGGGUCCUCCCCUGGCUGCGGCCUGACUCCAAGACUCAGGUGACAGUUGAGUACACCCAGGACAAUGGCGCGGUCAUCCCCAUGCGCAUCCACACCAUCGUCAUCUCCGUACAGCACAACGAGGACAUAACCCUGGAGGACAUGCGCAAGGCCCUAAAGGAGCAGGUGAUCAAGGCCGUGGUGCCCGCCAAGUACCUGGACGAAGACACCAUUUACCACCUGCAGCCCAGCGGGCGGUUUGUCAUUGGCGGUCCCCAGGGGGACGCGGGCGUCACUGGCCGUAAGAUUAUCGUGGACACCUAUGGUGGCUGGGGGGCGCACGGUGGCGGGGCCUUCUCUGGGAAGGACUACACCAAGGUGGACCGCUCGGCGGCAUACGCGGCCCGCUGGGUGGCCAAGUCCCUGGUGAAAGCGGGGCUCUGCCGGAGAGUGCUCGUGCAGGUUUCCUAUGCCAUUGGUGUGGCUAAGCCACUGUCCAUUUCCAUCUUCACCUACGGAAGCUCUCAGAAGACAGAGAGAGAGCUGCUAGAUGUGGUCAGUAAGAACUUUGACCUUCGGCCCGGUGUCAUCGUCAGGGAUUUGGAUUUGAAGAAGCCCAUCUACCAGAAGACGGCGUGCUAUGGCCAUUUCGGAAGAAGCGAGUUCCCGUGGGAAAUUCCCAAGAAGCUUGUGUUUUAGAGCUGGUGGGAGUGGGGCCGGGCCUGGCUCUGAAGGCAUCUGGGUGGCCUGCUUCCUCUUCUUCAGCACCCCAGCUCUCACAUGUCCCAGACCCAGGGCUCUGACUGCCCUCCCAGGGAGUGCCUUCCCACCCCCCACCCCCUCCUGGACCAAGCCACACCCCUAGGGUUAGCCCUGUGCUGUCAUCACUGUGAAUGGCAGGAGGCUUGCUGGUGCUGGGGGUCACAUCUCCUCAGGAGGGUGGUCACAAUGUUCCCCUGCUUUUCCCUCAGACCUAGGCCAUGUUCAUUUAGUGGAAAAACCAUCCCUAUCAAGAGUAAAUCCCCUCACUCACCUCCCCCGUGAGCGGUCCGCUCCUCCCUCACAGAUCUCAGGGAUCCUGGGUGUGCCGGGUCAGCCCUUCACAUCUGUGGCCUGUGUCCUAAGCCAGGGCCUUCACAGAGGCCUCCCGGGCUAGGCAUCUGGCCAAGAUAGGAACAGGGGCUGACAUCUAAGCGUCUACAAACGUGUGAGGGACUGAGCUAAUUACUGAUCUCAUUUCUUCUUCACUGCAACAUGAUGAGGUUAACACCUCAUUCCCACUUCUAUAGGGGGAAACUGAGGCACAGACUACGUAGGUAACUUCCCCAAGGUCCCAUAGCCACACGUGUCAGGACCUAGACAUGAGUCGCGGAGCUCUGACUCAGGAACCCGUACGCCCCCCAGCCCCGUUGCCAUCUCAUGCCAGAUGCAGGCCUGAGCAAUGACAAAGCAGAUUUGAGAUGAAGCUGUGUGACCUCUGCCCUGAAGACCUGAGGUUGCUGCGAUUAGGGGAUUAACCCCUGGCUCUUGGUGAGCCCGGUGAUAUGCAAAGUCAGGACAGAGAAGCUCAGGUGGCCAACUCAGGUGGCCAGCCCCUUAGGGCCCCAGAACCCUGUGUCCUUCAAGUCCUUCUCUCUCUUCAGCCUCGUUGUCUGAGCCCUACUAUAUACCCACUAUUAGAAUAAGUGGGUGAGGGCGCCUGGGUGGCUCAGUCGGUUCAGCGGCUGCCUUCAGUUCAGGUCAUGGUCCCAGGGUCCUGGGAUCGAGUCCUGCAUCGGGCUCCCUGCUCAGUGCGGAGCCUGCUUCUCCCUCUCCUUCUGCCAUUCCCUCUGCUUGUACACUUCUGUCUAUCUCUCUGUCAAAUAAAUAAAUAAAAUCUUAAAAAAAAAUAGAAUAAGUGGGUGAGCCCCUCAGAUGCCCCUUUCAGAGAGGCCAACUGUGAGGCCCAAACAUCUGUGACCCAGAUGGCAGGGCUGAACUCCUAGUGGUAGACAAGUUGGCUGGGAUGUCAUGAGGGAAUCCUGCCUUGCCAGGUGGCUUCUGGGCCACAGUACCCACGGGGCCUGAGUGUUCCUCGGUGUGCUAAGGUCUUGGAAGCUGCACAUUCACCUGCCUUUCCAUCCUUGGCCAGCACUACCUACCCUGCCUGUCCUCAGCCUGGGCCUCUGACAGCAGCAUCUCGGCCUUCUCCCUAGCUGCCCAGACCACAGGCUGGGUGGGGGCCUCCACAGAUCCCAAGAGCUGGAGACUGGGCUUCUUUCCAGGGCGUGUGAUGCUGAUUCUGGCUGGGACAGGCAGCCCACGAAGCCUCAUCUGGGGAAAAGACUGCCAGCAUCUGGGCUCUAGGCCUGAAGCACAAAGACCCGAGGCUCUUCUCUUUCCGUCAGAGAAAAGGCAGCCCUUCCGGGAAGAAAAAAGAAGCCCAAAUUUGCAUCUAAGCCUAGAGCUUGUGUCUGUUCUGGAGGCUCUGGUGUGUCUGCGGGCACCGAUCACCCAGCAAGUCUCAAGCUCUCCUUCCAGGAGAGGGAGGUGCAGGUUUGUGGACAGCGAGUUCCUCUCACUCAGGCCAUAUUAGAAGUCAAAAUUCACAAUUGUAUACUUUCCCCACUCCCUAGAGAAACAAGAUCUUUUUUGGUGUCAACAUUGUUUAUAAGAAUCUAGAACCUUUUUUAACAGCUCCUGCUAUGACAGGAUAAAUCAAACGGAAUAAACAGCCCUUCAGUGAGUCAAACUGAAA